GAAAGAAAGAAAGAAAGAAAGAAAGAAAGAAAGAAAGAAAGAAAGAAAAGCUCUCUUUUCCUUCUUGGGACAGAAGGUGUCAUUUCCCAUCUUUCCCCCCCGGAGGAACUUUCCCCUCCUUUUCUCAAAGGAAAAUAAAGGCCUCCCAUCUAUCAUACAACAGAAACCAAAAGCUGAUUUGAAUCAUAAGGAGAGAAAGAAAAGGAGCACCUAUAAAGCAACCCCCGCCCUUCCAGCAAUCACUUCGUGGGCGUGUUAUCGGCUUCUCUACCCUCCACAAGCCCGUUUAAACUUCGGGGACCCCAAACUGCAAGGAAACGAGCUGAGGGGAGCCCCCCGCGCGGUAUUUCCCAUUCCCGGACCCUUCUCCAGAGGUACCACUUCUCCUCUCUGUUCCUCUCUCUUAUUCCCUUGAAGCGGACCCAAGGGGAACCCUCCCUCCUCGUUGAAACGCACCCCGAAACACGCUCUCUCUCCCCCCCCCGCUCGCUUUCCAUCCCAAACCUUUCCUGAAGGGAGGGCGAGACAAUGCUCCCAUUCAUAGCGCCCCCCGUCUCCCUCCUCCUUGGUGCCCCCCAGCCGAGCUGCCGCGACCGGGCUCCGCGCAACAAAAGGAGAAAAGGCGCAAGGAGGGGAGCCGAGAGACCGAGGCAACCUCCAAGCAGGGGGAGAGAGCGGGGUUCGCCUGGGAAGGGCGGCUUCCCAAAGGAGCAGAGACGGGAGGGGAGGAGCAGGAGAAAAGUUCGAGCCGGGCGCGCACGCUGCACUCACCCCCUGGAGGCUCCCCUCUGCCCGGCUGGCUGGCGGGCGGGCGGGCGCGCGCACCGGCUCGGAGGGCAGAACCGGCCCAAGAAACAAAAGUUGCCUUUUUGCCCCCACCUCGAGAAACAACGGAGAGCGGCUCCGCGGCGUUGCAAGCGCCACGACGGGGCGGGCGGAGGAGGAGGGAUUACAUCACCACGCGCCCACGUGAACGCUGCAAAUGAAGGCGCCGCCGCCGCUUAUGUUGCUGCUGCUGCUGCUGCCCAGCCUCGAGGGAUCGACUCGCGGCGCCGGCUCUGGGGCAAGAACCCAACAUUCUGGAGGGAACUGUGCAUCAGGUACACCACUGUGGUAACUGUGAGAAGAGGAUACUGAAUUAGUUGGACCUUUGGCCUUAUCCAGCUGGACUCUUCUGGUGAUAAGGACUGAGAGCCCUAAAGAUUAAAGAAGUCCUUGGAGCAGGACGCUAGAAGGAUUUUGGUCUGCCUGAAAAAGGUACAAUGAGGAGCGAGUGAUUUAUCUCUUUUCCUCCAUACAUAAAGAAUCAUAGAACUGUAGAGCUGGAAGGGACCCUGAGAAUAAUCUAGUCCAAGGAUUGGACCUGUGACCUUGGUCUUCUUAAUAUCCUCUCCCAUCAAACCUAGCAACAAUUCUUCAGACUUUUUUUGGAAAAGUAUAUUUAAACAUCUUUUUAAGAAGACAGACCAAAGACUAUAUUUGUAUGUGACGACAGCAGCUAGAGUUUUGAUAGCCCCAAAGUGGAAAACACAGGAGAUACCGACUGUAAAGGAGUGGCAGACAAAGUUGGUCAAGUACGCAGAGAUGGCAAAACUGACACACAGAAUUCGCAGUCAGGAGGAUACGAAGUACCAAAAAGAAUGGAGUAAAUUUAUGGUUUAUAUAAGUGAGAACUGUAGAAAUUUGAAGACGUUAGCAGGACCGAAGUAAAUCUUAUGUCAUGGUGUAAUCUUUAACUAAAGGAACUGUGAAUUAAAGAUUGGAAUAAGAAAACUUGCGGAAGGGAAGGAGGGAAGUCAACGGCUCCACGGAGCAUAAUGUAGGAUACAUGUAAUAAGACUUGAUGUUUUUGUUUGUUGGUGUUGGUGUAUUUAAAAUGAAAACUCAAUAAAAAGCAUAUAUAUAUAAAAAAGAACCUGUGACCUUGGCGUUAUCAGCACCAUGCUCCAACCAACUAAGCUAUUUAGUAUUAGACAGUUAACUGGAUUAACUGUUUAGUGACAUCCUCCCACCUCCUCCCAUGUAGCUUUAUGUCUGUCGAAAAUAUAUUAUAUACACUAGUUGGAUUCCAUUUUUAGAUUUGCUGAAAGGAAAUGUUUUGGAGAGGCGCCAAGACUUUCUUAGAAACUUCUGACUGAUGCGCCUAGUAUACAAGGGGGUUGUACAAUAUCUGCACCAAGAGCGAUGUGCAGGAUCCGUGUCAUAGGUACGGAGUAUUAUUUCUGUCGACAGGAGUAUUGCAAAAUGUGAGGAGUGCAUGUAAACAGGAGGAGAUCGUUUUAAUUAAACAAGCAAUAUGUAUUUUACUAAUUUGGAAUUCUUCAAAAGCAUCGGUAGGUUAUUUGUAUGGACACAUAAGCUAUUUUAAUAAUAUGAGACAAGGAAAGCAGAUGCUAAAGAUGAAAAAGACUUUAGAUCCACAACAGCAAGAAACAUUGAAAUCAAAGAGGUCAACACACAUGGAGUGCAAUGAAGCCGUCCAAAGAAGGAAGGAAACACACAUCUCUUUUCAGCACAGAAUCCCCCAGAGAACAACCACCAAGUCAAGCUUGUGCUGCCAGCUCUGCACCACAGCGCCCCCUCCUGGCACAACUGCGAGUCAGUAUGCACUGAACAUCAGAUGAGCCUGAAACCUGCUCUGACUCUCUCUUCCUUUGUCUGUCUCUCUGCUGUUGACUAGAAAAACCUCAGGGGAAAGUGCACACAAAGAUCCCCUGCUUCCACAAAUAAUGCACUCAC
Molecule: messenger RNA, 2739 nt
Organism: Podarcis muralis (Common wall lizard)
Lineage: Eukaryota; Metazoa; Chordata; Lepidosauria; Squamata; Lacertidae
Source: RefSeq, a predicted model, not a curated record